CACCUCCAUAUUUGGAUUGAUUUGAUGUUUACCUUUUUCGGUAUUUUACAGAGGAAGAUAUUAAAGGUGUUCCGACUAAAACGAAAGUAGCCAGCGAAGCGUGUCAGCCAUGUAUCGAAGUCUGUUCCAUUUUCCACGAAAAUUGUCAAAGCAUGGAUGUAAAGUUAGAAGUCCAUGGUUGACACACCAUGCAGGAACAGCUUCAGUGGCUGCAGCUACCAAGCAGGGGCUUAGUGAGGAACUUAAUGAUAUAAGAGAUGCUGGUACAUUUAAGCAUGAGCGAGUGAUUAUCUCAAAACAAGGGCCCACAAUAAAUGUUGAAGGUAGUUCACAGAAAAUAUUGAAUUUCUGUGCCAACAACUACCUUGGAUUGUCAAGUCACCCUGCCGUUAUUGAAGCAGGAAUCAAGGCAUUACAGACACAUGGUGCAGGACUUAGCUCUGUUAGAUUUAUCUGUGGUACUAUGGAUAUUCACAAAGAAUUAGAAGAGAAGCUUGCAAAGUUCCAUGGCAAAGAAGACGCUAUUUUGUACAUAAGUUGUUUUGAUGCAAAUGCGGGAUUGUUUGAGGUGCUAUUGUCGGAGAAAGACGCUGUGUUGUCAGAUGAGUUGAACCAUGCCUCGAUCAUUGAUGGUAUAAGACUGUGUAAGGCCAAACGUUACAGAUAUAAACAUAUGGAUAUGAAAGAGUUGGAAAGUCAGUUACAGGAUGCAUCUUCCUGCAGACGAAGAUUGAUUGCAACAGACGGUGUGUUCAGUAUGGAUGGAAAUGUUACCCCACUUAGAGAGAUUUGUGAUUUAGCAGAGAAGUACAAGGCGAUGGUGUUUAUAGAUGAAUGUCAUGCAACAGGAUUCUAUGGAGAAACAGGAAGAGGGACAGAGGAAUAUUUCCACCUGGACAAUAAAGUUGACAUCAUCAACUCUACACUUGGGAAAGCUGUUGGUGGAGCUGCAGGAGGAUAUACAGCUGGCCCAAAGGAACUAGUCACGUUACUACGACAACGGUCGCGACCUUAUCUGUUCUCUAAUUCUUUACCACCACCAGUAGUUGCAUGUGCCAGUAAGGCUCUUGAUCUUAUAAUAGAAAAUCCCGAUCUUCCUCACAAAGUACUGACUAACACGCAGAGAUUCCGUACCAAAAUGACAGACGCUGGUUUUGCUCUCUCUGGGGAUCCAGAACACCCAAUCUGUCCAGUAAUGUUGGGAGAUGCCAAGCUUGCCAGCCAGUUUGCUGACCAAAUGCUUGAGAGAGGAAUUUAUGUCAUUGGAUUCUCCUACCCUGUUGUUCCUAAAGGUAAGGCUAGAAUCCGAGUGCAGAUAUCAGCGUCCCACACUGAGGCGGACAUUGAUCGUGCCGUAGAUGCUUUCGUCAACAUCGGACGUCAACUUAAAGUCCUACAGUAAAAGUCUGUAGAAGACAUAAUAAUGUAAGGGAUUUCUAUAGAACACUGUCCUAACUUAUAUGUUUUGUUUACUGAGUUAUGACAGUGUUUUAUUGAACUCCUUAAUUACUUUUUGAUUUAAAAGAAAUUCUGUACAUGGUUGAC
Messenger RNA from Ruditapes philippinarum (Manila clam), 1545 nucleotides. RefSeq names its product 2-amino-3-ketobutyrate coenzyme A ligase, mitochondrial-like. Lineage: Eukaryota; Metazoa; Mollusca; Bivalvia; Venerida; Veneridae. Gene Ontology annotation, molecular function: glycine C-acetyltransferase activity; pyridoxal phosphate binding. The record is from RefSeq and is a predicted model, not a curated record. The transcript has 13 exons. Gene Ontology annotation, biological process: biosynthetic process; L-threonine catabolic process. The coding region runs from base 110 to 1402 and encodes 430 amino acids.